ACCGCGCACUCAUCGCUACUCUGAAGUCUGAAGUUCAUCCGCCAUUGAAACCCCUGCGAAAACCUCAACCGUGGGGAAUACGGUCUCUGCCUUACUCAGUGUCACUUUCUGCGAGCAACCAUGAAACUUCGUUCUCAACGUCAACGCAGAGUUUCAGGACGGGCCGUCAAAACCAAUAGGUCCCGGACUAGACAUAACUCUGACGAAGAAGAUUACGUCCCACCUUCAGAUUCUGAUAGCAGUGGCAGCGACAAAGGUGGUGUUUCUUUUCUGAAAGAAGAUGAGCUAAAACACGAUGAAGAGGGGGGAGGGACGAAAGAGUUGGACGGUAAUGAUAAAGGGAAGGUUAUGAUUGAAAUAAGCGAAGGGGACUCCGUGACUGAUGAUGCCGCUGAUUCUGAUUACAUUGAGCAUCUAAAGGAAAGUAAGAAGACGGUAUCGGAGAAGAAAGGGAAGAGACCAGUUCACAGGGGAAAGAAACCGAAAAGCAAUAUGGAACAAGACGGUGAAGAAAGCAACAAUGUAGAACCGGAGGUUACAAUUUAUGAUCUUGAAGAAGUUAGUGGUUAUUGGAUGGAUGAACAGAAGAAGAAGAACAAUACUCAGAAGAAGAAAAAAAGAAAAAGAAGACCAACAUUAUUGUGGGAAGCUUUGGAGGAGGAGAAUGAGAGAUGGCUUGAUGCAAAUGAGACAGAAGAUGUUAAUUUUGAUCGCCUAGACGAUGAAGUGGCAGAAACUGCUGAGGAGCCCCAAGACUUGCUUAUGCCUUUACUGAGGUACCAAAGGGAGUGGUUGGCCUGGGCAAUGAAGCAGGAGGAUUCUGAACUUCGAGGAGGAAUCCUUGCGGAUGAAAUGGGGAUGGGGAAGACAAUCCAAGCCAUUGCACUUGUUCUUGCCAAGCAUGCAUCCCAUCGAAGUAGUACCGGCUCCACUGGGCCUUUGUCCUCACCUGGUCCAUCCACUGCGUUGCCCAAAGUUAAAUGCACCCUUGUUAUUUGUCCUGUUGUUGCAGUGAUGCAGUGGGCGGAUGAAAUUGAUCGAUUUACACCUAAAGGUAGCACCAAAGUGCUGGUAUAUCAUGGGGUUAACAAGAAGAAGAUUAUGAAUGAGUUCUCUGAAUUUGAUUUUGUCCUGACUACAUAUUCUACUGUUGAGGCAGAUUAUAGGAAGAAUGUGAUGCCACCCAAGGAGAAGUGUAUCUGGUGUGGCAAGUUAUUUUGUCCCAAGAAGAUGGUUGUCCAUCUACAGUAUUUUUGUGGUCCUAAUGCCGUUAAAACAGCUAAGCAGUCCAAGCAAGUAAGAAAGGAGGGGAAGCACAAAUUAAACUAUUCUGAGGUGAAAAUGAAACCUCCUGUUCAAGAGGAUGAGGUGAUUGAAUUUGAGGGCAGCAAAGUGAAUGGGGCUGGUAAGAAGACCAAGAAGCAACAGAAACAAGAAAAAAGAACAAUGCCUGGGGAUAUUUCUUCAAAUGGGAGGCCAACCAAUUUAGACCAGGGAACACCUGCAGGGAAAUCAGCUUUGCAUUCUGUAAAGUGGGAACGUAUUAUUUUGGAUGAGGCACAUUAUAUAAAAGAUAGACGAAGCAAUACAGCAAAGGGGGUUCUUGCUUUAGAAUCUUCUUAUAAAUGGGCUUUAAGUGGCACUCCCCUUCAGAAUCGUGUUGGUGAACUUUAUUCCCUGGUCCGUUUCCUGCAAAUAGUUCCCUACUCAUAUUACUUUUGUAGGGAUUGUGAUUGCAAAUCACUUGAUUACAGCUCUACAACACAAUGCCCCAACUGUGUUCAUAAAUCUGUGAGGCAUUUUUGCUGGUGGAACAGAUUUAUAGCUAAACCAAUACAAUGUCCAAAGAAUGUCGGCGAUGGAAGACGGGCUAUGGUUCUGCUCAAAAAUAAACUUUUGAAAACUAUAGUGCUUAGACGCACUAAGAAAGGCAGGUCUGCAGAUCUUGCCCUUCCUCCUAGAAUUGUUUCUUUGAGGCGAGAUAGGCUGGAUAUUAAAGAAGAAGAAUAUUAUAAAUCGCUGUAUAAUGAAAGUCAACUACAAUUUAAUACAUAUGUUGAAGCUGGAACCCUGAUGAAUAACUAUGCUCACAUAUUUGACUUGCUUACUCGAUUACGGCAGGCAGUUGAUCAUCCAUACCUUGUGGUCUAUUCUAAAACAGCAGCAUUAAGGAAUGGAAGUGCAACAGAUGCUUCUAUUGGUGAACAAGAUUGUGGCAUUUGCCAUGAUGCAGCAGAGGAGCCAGUGGUUACUGCUUGUGCACAUGUUUUCUGUAAGGCUUGUUUGGUGGAUUACUCUACAACCUUGGAACAAGGUUCAUGCCCAUCGUGCUCAAAACCACUUACUGUUGACUUCACAGCAAAGAUGAAUGCAGAGUACCAGGGUACUAAAACAACCAUCAAGGGUUAUAGACAUUCAAGUAUUCUGAGUAGAAUUUGUCUUGAAGAUUUCCAGACGAGCACAAAAAUUGAUGCCUUGAGGGAAGAAAUCAGAUUCAUGAUUGAGAGAGAUGGUUCUGCAAAGGGGAUUGUUUUUAGCCAGUUCACAUCAUUCUUGGAUUUGAUAAGCUAUGCCCUCCAUAAGUCUGGCUUAAAUUGUGUUCAAUUAGUGGGAAGUAUGAGCAUGACUGCCAGAAAUUCUUCCAUAAAGAGAUUUACUGAUGAUCCAGACUGCAAGAUUUUCCUUAUGAGCUUGAAAGCUGGUGGUGUUGCUCUCAAUCUAACCGUUGCAUCACAUGUUUUCCUGAUGGAUCCUUGGUGGAAUCCAGCCGUGGAGAGGCAAGCCCAAGAUCGAAUCCAUCGGAUCGGACAAUACAAACCAAUCAGGAUCAUAAGGUUCAUAAUUGAGGACACCAUUGAAGAGAGGAUUCUUAAGUUGCAAGAGAAGAAGGAAUUGGUGUUUGAAGGGACUAUAGGUGGUUCUUCUGAGGCUCUGGGAAAACUAACAGCAGAGGACUUAAGGUUCUUGUUCACCACCUAAGCGGGAAUUUCUCGCAAGAUUCCAUAUAAUCUCUUAGAUGAAUUGUUACCACGUAGGAAGUAAUCGGGUUGAAAAGUGUAGGAAACUGAGAUCUCGUUUUCUCAUGAAAUGGAGUGUCUUGUAAGUAAUUAGGUCUGUAAUCCUCUCAAUAUCAGAGGCUGCUUGGAAGUACGAGGAUUGUUUUUCUGGUUAUACAAACUUUGUAUAUUGAGAUGUGAUAGUUUUUGUAUAUAUCUUUUAAUUCCUGUAAUUUUGAGCAUCUGUAAAUGCAAUUAUUUCUUUAGGUUGUGAAAAGGAAUUGAUAAUUGGUGACAGACUUAAAACAGCU
Messenger RNA from Nelumbo nucifera (sacred lotus), 3307 nucleotides. Its product is annotated as Helicase protein with RING/U-box domain-containing protein. Gene Ontology annotation, cellular component: nucleus. Gene Ontology annotation, biological process: nucleotide-excision repair. Lineage: Eukaryota; Viridiplantae; Streptophyta; Magnoliopsida; Proteales; Nelumbonaceae. The record is from RefSeq and is a predicted model, not a curated record. Gene Ontology annotation, molecular function: ATP-dependent activity, acting on DNA; ATP binding.